This is a messenger RNA of Ipomoea triloba (trilobed morning glory), 1925 nucleotides long. Its product is annotated as protein NUCLEAR FUSION DEFECTIVE 4-like. The record is from RefSeq and is a predicted model, not a curated record. Bases 141 to 1727 code for a protein of 528 amino acids. The transcript has 2 exons. Gene Ontology annotation, cellular component: membrane. NCBI's taxonomy places the organism in Eukaryota, Viridiplantae, Streptophyta, Magnoliopsida, Solanales, Convolvulaceae.
GUGAAAAACACGAACAAUUUCCCUUCCUAUAUAUACUCAGCAUUUAUUCAUGUAACGUAAAAGCAUUGAAGUGCAAAGAGCAUAUUAUCACCUCCAUUUCCACCACCCAACCACCUCAACAUCACCGGAAUCCUCCAUUCAUGGCCGCCCUUCAAUGGCUAAGCUUAGUCGCCGCCAUAUGGCUCCAAGCCGUGAGCGGAACCAACACCAACUUCCCCGUCUACUCCUCCCGCCUAAAACACCUCCUCUCCAUCUCCCAAGUCCAGCUCAACAACCUAGCAUUCGCCAACGACGCCGGAAAGCUAUUCGGCUGGUUUUCCGGCAUUGCCGCGCUGUAUCUCCCUCUCUGGCUCGUCCUCCUCCUCGGCUCCUCCCUCGGCUUCGUCGGCUACGGCGUCCAGUACCUUUUCCUCGUCGGAAAACUCGCCUCCCUCUCCUACUGGCACGUCUUCGUCCUCACAGCCCUCGCCGGGAACAGUAUUUGCUGGAUUAACACCGUCUGUUACAUCGUCGCGAUUCGGAAUUUCCCGUUGGACCGCCAGGUGGCGGUGGGGAUUUCCACGAGCUAUGUUGGGCUAAGCGCCAAGAUUUUUACGGAUAUCGUGGAAGCCAUGAAUGUAUCUUCCCCUACUGACGCGGCCCACGCUUAUCUCCUCCUUAAUUCCGUCCUGCCGCUAAUAGUCGCCGUGGUUGCUUCCCCUAUCGCCCGGGAAAUCAAGGUCGGAGUAUCCAAACGGCUCGCCGGAGGGUUCAGUCUUAUGUUCGCGAUAACCAUAGCUACCGGCGUUUACGCCGUGAUCACAACCAGCUUGGGUUCGGAGAUUUCAAGGAAAAAAUUGCUAAAACACCUGAGUUUUUCAGGUAUGGUUGUGUUAUUAUGUCUGCCAAUGUUAGUCCCUCUGGGUCAGAAAAUAACCGAGCUCUGCCGGAAAAAAUGUCCGAUACUACCCAAAAAUCAGGUCUGUGAUCAGCAGGGACUAGAGGGACUCGAAAAAGCAGUUAGUUGUGAUUCUAUUAUGAGAAUAGAGGGCGGAGAGGCGAAAGAAGAUGGAGGAUCUGAGAUUGUUGUGGUUGUGGAAGAAGUGAAAUGGAGAGAUUUGGUGAAGAGAGGGGAUUUCUGGUUAUAUUUCUUGGUUUAUUUUCUUGGUGCGACUCUGGGUUUAGUGUACCUGAACAAUCUGGGUCAAAUCGCCGAGUCGCGUGGCUUCUCCAAUGCUUCCCUUCUGGUCUCACUGUCGUCUUCUUUCGGAUUCUUUGGGCGUCUCCUUCCGUCGCUUUACGACUAUUUCUUCUCAAUGUCCAAGAACAAGAUUUCGAGGCCGGCAAGCAUUGCAGUGAUGAUGGCGCCGAUGUGCGGAGCUUUCUUCUUGCUUCUCCACGGCAGCCAUGGCUGCCUCUACACCAGCACCGCCAUAAUAGGGGUCUGCACCGGCGCAAUCACGUCGGUUGCAGUCUCCACAACCACAGAGCUCUUUGGGGCCAAGAAUUUUGGCGUCAACCACAACAUUUUGGUGACCAAUAUACCCAUUGGCUCCUUCAUCUUUGGGGACUUUGCAGCUUAUCUUUACAAGAGACAAGGGAGGAUUUCUGGGGGCAUUGACGGAAUUUGCACAGGCAUGCAGUGUUUUCACACCACUUUUGUUGUUUGGGGUUGUCUUUGCUUUCUUGGUACCUGUUUGGCUGUAUUCUUUCAUAGUAGAACUCGAAGAAAGAACAACCAUCAUUAAUUGUUGUGGUUAAGAUUAGACCAAACUAACUAACUAAAGUUGGUGUCUUAAUUGCCCUGAUAAUGACGUUUGUAAUCUUGCUUAAUUUGGUGGAUUUUCCUCCUUGAGAGAGGAGAGAUAGGAGUAUUAUAUUUUUAGGUGGUUAUUAGAAAUAACUAAAUGAGCCUGUACUAAUCAAUUACAGCUGGGUUUGUUCAG